AUGGUGACAAAAUCAAACAGUCUGCAGAAAAAACCUGCACAUGGGAAGAUUUUGCAAUCCGAUCAAACUGAUCAAGAAGAAUACUCCUUCCGCCUGAGCAACAUAUCGGAAGCCAGCCCGGCAAAUAACAACCACCCUUCUCCGGUAGGCUCCGAUUAUAGCUCCCCAUACAAUACUCCAUUGGAACAAUCCCCUCCAUUUUCAGGAGCCUCUUGGGAUUCUUCAUUUCCAACCUCCUCCUGGGACCAAUCUCAAUCAUCAUCUCCAUUGUCGAAAUCUCCAUGGUCAUCUCACGUUGCAUCAGGAAACCAUGAGAAUUAUUCUUACACAGGGUUAAUGGGGUCCCUUGUUCGUGAAGAAGGCCAUAUUUAUUCAUUGGCUGCUUCAGGGGACUUGUUGUAUACGGGCUCAGAUAGCAAGAACAUUCGGGUUUGGAAGAACCAGAAGGAGUUUACUGGAUUUAAAUCAAACAGUGGUUUGGUUAAGGCUAUUAUUAUUGCUGGGGAGAGGAUUUUCACAGGUCAUCAGGAUGGUAAAAUUCGGGUCUGGAAGGUAUCCGGGAAAGAUCCUAGCAUUCAUAAACGCAUUGGUACCUUACCAACAUUGAAGGCUUGUAUAAAAAGUUCGUUCAAACCCAGCAAUUACGUUGAGGAUAGAAGGCAUCGCAAUUCUGUUUGGAUAAAACAUUUUGAUGCAAUUUCAUCUCUUAGCUUAAACGAAGACAAAUCCCUUUUGUAUUCGGCUUCAUGGGACAAAACUUUUAAGGUUUGGAGAGUUUCAGAUUCCAAGUGCUUGGAAUCAAUCAACGCGCACGAUGAUGCAGUAAAUUCGGUUGUUGCCGGAUUUGAUGGGCUGGUUUUCACCGGUUCAGCCGAUGGUUCUGUCAAAGUAUGGCGAAGAGAAAUGCAAGGAAAAGGGACAAAACAUUUCUUUUCCCAAACGUUGUUAAAACAAGAAUGUGCAGUGACAGCCUUGGCUGUACACCUGUCGGCUACUGUCCUGUAUUGUGGAUCCUCAGACGGGCUGGUUAAUUUCUGGGAAAGCGAUAAGCUUCUUUCUCACAGUGGCAUUUUGAGGGGCCAUAAACUGGCGGUUUUGUGCUUAGCCACGGCGGGGAAUUUAGUUUUCAGUGGUUCAGCUGAUACAAAUAUUUGUGUAUGGAGAAAGGAAGAAAGUGAUCAUGUUUGUUUAUCGGUGUUGAGUGGGCAUACUGGGCCAGUGAAAUGCUUGGCGGUGGAGGAGGAUAAUGCCGCAACAGCCGGUGAUAAGUCACACAUUGUGUACAGUGGCAGCCUCGACAAGUCGGUGAAGAUAUGGAGGGUUUCGGCUAUGGCAGACUCUAUGCAACCACCAGUACCACAACAGCCGCAUCAAGUGAAGAAUAUCAAUGCGCCGCAAACAUUUCCUUCAAUUCAUAGCUUCUCCUCACAUUGUAGCAAAGUGAGCCGAAGGAGAGACUAUUAA
Molecule: messenger RNA, 1464 nt
Organism: Fraxinus pennsylvanica
Lineage: Eukaryota; Viridiplantae; Streptophyta; Magnoliopsida; Lamiales; Oleaceae
Source: the annotation of a GenBank genome assembly